AUGUAUUACGGGAUUUUGAAGUUACAACUGCCCAAAGGAGGGAUAUCCGUUGGCUUUGCAAAUGACAUCGGAGUGACAAUCGUGGGACAAGAUAUUGCGGAUAUUGAGGUCAUUACAAAUGAAACAACUUUUGAAACAAGAUCUUGGCUGAAAGACUCUGGUGUGAUGCAUAAAGUCAAGCCAAUCAUGGAGGCGAUACUUGAGAAAGUUAAUAAUCUUACUCAACAACAAGAUGUGACGGGCCAGGAGAUUCAGCGUCUCUUGAGUAACUACCGGAAAGAUUCGGUAGCUCGUAAGACAAGGGAAUAUCUCACGACGAGAUUGGAACAAUUGGAAAAUUUCUGGACAACCUUUUCGGAGAGAAAUGAAGAGCUUGAAGAGUUAGCGCAUUAUCUUCCAGCUCAUCCAUAUUUCGAGAAACAAUAUUUCUCUUCAAUGCAGCGCGAGUACACCAAGUACAAGGAGGACAUUGCGGAACGCCUUCAGGGUUUGGAAGGCACGUCCAAGUUGAAUAUCGAUUUGGGUAAAUCAGCCACGGGUGCUUUAGAUACAAAGGCCGCCACGGCAGCAAACAAUGCUCAGAACGAGCUUCCCAGCGAUGUCGUGGUACUAAUAAGGCAACAGCAAUCAAGGAUACGGGCUGUGGAAAACAUUAUUAGCGGCAUCGACACAGUUGAACAGGCACAACCCAAAUCAUACUACGAAUUGAAGGCAGCUACUUUAUCAAAGUACUGGGAAGAGUUGCGUCAAGGCCAUCAGAAUAUAUGGCAAUGUUCCAGCGAUCCAAAUGAGUUAGGGUACAACGAGGAGAAUUUUCUCAACCUCGAAGAGAGAAUUCAAGACACUUUAAUAUUUCUCGCUGAAUGCCGUUCAAAGCUGGAGCCUAGCAUAGCUACCACUACAAGGGCCUUUCCAAGCAUCAACUUGCCACACGUGACAAUUCCUGCCUUUGACGGCGAUUAUGCACAAUGGCAAUCCUUCCACGACUUAUUCCGCCAGAUGAUCCACGAGCAGCAAUUGGGAAAUGCUCAGAAAAUGUGGUAUUUGAAGACCAAUCGAAAGGGUGAAGCAGAGCGACUUAUACGUCAUCUGCCCAUCACUGACGAAAAUUAUGACAUUGCAUGGACAACGCUAACAAACCGCUACAGCAAUCAACGAUUGAGGGUAGCCACGCUAUUGGAUAGGCUCACACAACAGCCGAUGAUUACUUCGGAUUCCCCCAGUGCUUUGAAAAAACUUCAUGACAUUACGAAGGAAUGUCUAGCAGGACUCAAGAACUUUAAUAUCAAUAUAGCUAGUUGGGAUCCCAUUUUAUUACAUAUUUUACUGAAAAAGUUAGACAAGGUUACGCACGCCUUAUACGAACAAACUUUGGCUUCACCACGAGAACUGCAGCCGUGCAAAAACUGCAAGGGAAGCCAUCGAAUCUACACAUGUGAAGCCUUUAAACAAUUGUCCAUCUGGGAUCGAGUAGCCAAAAUCAAGCAGCUGAGGCUAUGUUUGAACUGCCUACGGGAAGGACAUCGAAGUGCACAGUGCAGCGCAGGAAGUUGUCUUAAAUGUGGAAAGAAGCACAACACUCUACUACAUAUGGACGCCAACAAUCAAGACAAAACAACGCCCUCUAUCACCGCAAUUCAAACAACAGCCAACGCCACCAAGCAAGGUCAAGUAUCAAGUAUUGUAAAGGACAAGGGUUCUACAAAUGUCAACCAUUCCAUUGCAUUAUCAACGGAAAUAUCAGCAUCAGAGGGACCUUUUGUUCUAUUAGCUACUGCACUCAUCAAGGUGACAAACCAAAAGGGCAAGUCGAUAGAAAUGAGAGCUCUGCUGGAUAGUGGCUCCCAAAUAAACAUAAUUACAGAAACGGCUGUGAGAAAGCUGGGACUACAACCAACUAGUUACCAUAUACACAUUCGUGGUCUGGGCGGAGCGUCGCAACAAUCGCAACAGAAGGUAACAUUGUCAUUGCAAUCAAGAAUCACUACGUUUGCACGGAAAAUAGACGCUAUAGUUUUACCACAUAUAACAUCCUCUCAACCAUCGCAAGGUCUGAAUUCAAGGAAUUGGGCCAUACCCGGCAACAUUCAGCUUGCCGAUCCUCAUUUUGACCGGGAAGGGCGUAUUGAUCUACUUCUCGGAGCUGACAUCUACUACGAACUAUUAGCUACAGGGCAAAUGCGGCUAUCAAGGAACCUGCCACUGCUGCAAAACACGGUCUUUGGUUGGAUAAUUGCUGGAAGGGUUGCAACAUCCUAUCAGAAAGAGGUUACAUGCGGCAUCCUCAACACCGAUGAUUCCAAGCUCAGCGAGCAGAUAGAGCGUUUUUGGAAAUUGGAGGAACCAGAAUUUACAGAGAACCUUGCGAUGACAACACAAGAAAUAAAGUGUGAAAAUCAUUUUGCUCAAACCAUGAAACGAACGAACAAUGGACGUUUCAUUGUGAAACUGCCUUUCAAGGUGGAUCCAGCAAAACUCGGCAAAUCUAGGGGCAAUGCGGAGAGGCGACUUUUCAAAUUAGAAUGGAGAUUAGCACGAAACCCAGAACUACGCAAACAGUACAAUGAAUUUAUGGACGAAUACAAGCAACUGGGGCAUAUGACGGAAAUAGAUGAAGGAAGUAUUCCGAGUCUUCAUUACUUUCUUCCCCAUCAUAGCGUUCUGAAGCCAGAGAGCACCACCACUAAACUUAGAGUAGUUUUUGACGCCUCUUCGGAAACCUCUUCUGGAUACAGUUUGAACGAUGUACUUGCUACAGGCCCUACCAUCCAAUCCGAAUUAUUUACCAUUCUUGUACGAUUUCGGCUGCCUUGCUUUGUUUUUACUGCUGACAUCGAAAAGAUGUAUCGACAAGUCCAGGUGUCGGAGGAAGACAAGAGAUUUCAACUAAUUCUAUGGCGAAAUGAGCCUAAUGAACCUAUAAGAUGUUAUCAGCUGAACACGGUCACAUAUGGUACUUCCUCUGCACCAUAUCUAGUCACCAAAUAA
Hermetia illucens (black soldier fly) is the source of this 2988-nucleotide messenger RNA. RefSeq lists its product as uncharacterized. Lineage: Eukaryota; Metazoa; Arthropoda; Insecta; Diptera; Stratiomyidae. The transcript is spliced from 3 exons. Gene Ontology annotation, biological process: proteolysis. Gene Ontology annotation, molecular function: aspartic-type endopeptidase activity. Bases 1 to 2988 code for a protein of 995 amino acids. The record is from RefSeq and is a predicted model, not a curated record.